This is a messenger RNA of Fonsecaea multimorphosa CBS 102226, 1899 nucleotides long. RefSeq lists its product as uncharacterized. The coding region runs from base 1 to 1899 and encodes 632 amino acids. Lineage: Eukaryota; Fungi; Ascomycota; Eurotiomycetes; Chaetothyriales; Herpotrichiellaceae. The record is from RefSeq and is a predicted model, not a curated record. The transcript has 2 exons.
AUGGGAAAAGCCAACACACUCCUUAGGGCUGCCAAAGCGAAGCUGACGACUGCUUUCCACAAGUUCACACGCAGACAUCAAUCUAAACACCCAGGGGCCGAAAACUUGACAUAUUCCGUGCACCUAGGAACUGGACUUUCUUCCGACGACUCCAUCUCCGAGCAGUUGUUGGACAGUGCUCCCCCGGUUCUCCCAGCUCUCCCGUUCUUCCCUGCUCUUUCGGUUCUCCCUCCUGUCCCUUCUCUCCCGCUUUUCACUGCUGCUCCUCCACGUCGGUCGAUGCUAAGGUAUGUGGUCACAAAUUACAUGGAUGGUUCAAGCAAGGCUGACUAUGAUUCCAACGUAGAUUCUUCUGGACAUUACUCUGAAACGGGACGCGCGCGCGCUGAAUCCAACGUUGCAUUGCAGCCAGUGAACUCCGAAGUGACCAUGACGAAGCACUCUGACUUUCCCGAAUCAGAAGAAUCAGCAACCAUUUCCAGCGCGUCAAAUACUCUGGCGAACACUCCACAAGUCCCUGAAAUGAGCGGCGGGGAAAGCGAUAUUUCGGGCAGGCUUCUUCCUUUCGGCCGCGGCCUGCGACAUAGGCACCGUCGUUCCAUCGACGAGUGGCUCGCAGGCCAGAUCUUCGAGCCACGCCCUGCCGAAACUGACGAGGGUGAAUUCGUCGAAGACCGCAACGUUUCUAUCUCGAAUGGGCCCCCGUCCUCUCGACAUCUGUCUUCCGGUAAUUCUAGCGUGGAUACUUUUCGACACUGGAGAACCCGCCGCCCGAACGAUGGGCUCAAUCCCACCGGCGUCCCUGAUCCCUUCUUGAACCGCCAACCCACACCUGAACAGAGAGCCCCGGUCCCCACGACGCUGGACGACCUUGACAACGACACCCCCGCCCGAUGGUCCGAAGACUUUGACAAAUUCUCCUCCGAUGGCAAGCAGCGCAAAGUAACACAGACUGCUCCCGGCAACUUCUCCCUCCAGCCUCGAGACUACCGCCUCGAGACCCCACGUCAACGUCCUACUUCUGAAGAAUUGGAGGCAUUCAAGCAUCGCGAGGGAAGUCAACCCACUGCUCAACCCGCCACAGCAAAUGCCGGGGUGGCCCAGCCCGUCUUUUCUCAACCAGGAGCAGCAGUACAGAAUGCCCAGGCUAGCAUUGGAGCCAUGUAUCAGGGCUUCUUGCAAGUGGAUGCCGCUUUUCUUCAACUCUCUCGCGAGAAUCAAAUGCUCGAGCAGAACAUGGCAGCCGCGAUGGACAGAAACCGCGCCCUCGAGCAAGAACUUGCAAGGGCAUUGGCGACGAUCAGCGAGCGCGAUGCCGAGCUUGAGUGGUGGCGCACAGUCAUGGCCAACAUCAACCGGGACUUUGUAGCUGCUGGCCUCGAGCCUGUUACUCCGCCACCACAAGCCGCGCCACCACGCACGCCACUGGAUCAAGUGUUUCCUGAACGCGCUGACGGGUAUACGAGGCCCCCGCUUUCGCGGGGCUCCGUGGACACGCAGGCCCCCCUCCAUCGGAACUCUUCUGAUGAAGGGGGAAGCGUGAUCCAUCACGAAGAGGCUGCGCCGGCGUUUGCUUUCGGGGAGUACCCGGAGGAGAGUGAGACCUCCGACCUGUACGGGGCCGAUGAUAGCGGCAACGACUCGGACGCCAGUGGGUACGAUGGCGAUAUCUCUAAUGGCAUGGACUCUGGCGGCAAUGGCUGCAAUGGAGACGACAACGACGGCGGUGACUACGACGGCGACGAUGAGGACGAUGGCGAGGCAGACGACGACGACGACGACCUCGGCUCUACCGAGUCAUUUGCCCAGCCUCACUCUUUUGCGUACCGAGAAACCGCCUCGGACAGCGCCCUCGCGGAUUUUGAGAAGACUACUGCAAACACGCCGGCAGAUGAGUAG